This is a messenger RNA of Laccaria bicolor S238N-H82, 464 nucleotides long. Its product is annotated as 60S ribosomal protein L33. Gene Ontology annotation, molecular function: structural constituent of ribosome. Gene Ontology annotation, biological process: cytoplasmic translation; ribosomal large subunit biogenesis. NCBI's taxonomy places the organism in Eukaryota, Fungi, Basidiomycota, Agaricomycetes, Agaricales, Hydnangiaceae. The transcript has 5 exons. Gene Ontology annotation, cellular component: cytosolic large ribosomal subunit; ribosome. Bases 54 to 374 code for a protein of 106 amino acids. The record is from RefSeq and is a predicted model, not a curated record.
GUAGCAACAAGCAACCUCAAGAUUUUCGACGGCGUGCUCAUUCCUCAAGCAAAAUGGGCUCAACUAGAUUGUACAGCAAAGGCCGCGUCUUGGGCCACAAGCGCGCCAAACGCAACACACGACCGAACACUUCGCUGAUACAAAUAGAGGGUGUCGCCACCAAGGAGGAUGCUCAGUUUUACCUCGGCAAGCGUGUUGCCUUCGUUUACAAGGCGAAGCGGGAGAUUCAGGGCUCGAAAGUUCGUGUAAUCUGGGGCCGCGUAACCAGACCACACGGAUCCUCAGGCGUUGUAAAAUCAAAAUUCCGUUCGAAUCUCCCUCCCCGUGCAUUUGGUGCCAGUGUCCGGGUGAUGCUCUACCCCUCGACGAUCUAAUCACUUCUGUACGACAUGUCCAUUUCUUUCACUUCAUACCGUAUGUUGCUAUGAGACACAUGUGUUGUGAAUAUGCAUCAAACCAAAGCC